CGUGACAACCACUUUCUAUGGGCACUUUUUCUAGGUCCCGGUCCUUAGUCCCCCGUGCGGGCGCGGGCGGAUCUCUCGGGCUCCGACUUCUUCUCGGGUCACCUUCAGGCUUCAGUCCAGGCACCCGACGCCUCGUUCCCCUCACACUGCUAGGGCCGGGUUAGGCCGGACCGGACUACAUUUUCCAGGAGGCUCCGCGGCCAGGCGUAAACAGCGCGGUGCUGACUACAUUUCCCAGACAGCCUUGCAGCGGCCCGGGUCCUGAAGCGUCCAUUUCCCAGCGGCCCUUCGUGGCGGGACCGUAGCCCUUCUCUGGAGUCUCAGCGCCCUAAGAGACUACCACUCCCAGGAGACUCUGCGUCGCGCAAGAAAGACUACGCCUCCCAGAGGCCUCUGCGGCGUGGCGACCGGAAGCGGCGGGCGAGUCGUGUCCUUGCGCGUGGAGCCGAGCGACUAUGGUGGCCCGGGUGUGGUCGCUGAUGAGGUUCCUCAUCAAGGGAAGUGUGGCUGGGGGCGCCGUCUACCUGGUGUAUGACCAGGAGCUGCUGGGGUCCAGCGACAAGAGCCAGGCAGCCCUAAAGAAGGCUGGGGAAGUGGUUCCCCCGGCCAUGUACCAGUUCAGCCACUACGUGUGUCAGCAGACAGGCCUGCAGAUACCCCAGCUCCCAGCUCCUCCAAAGAUUCACUUUCCCAUCCGUGACUCCUGGAAUGCAGGAAUCAUCACAGUGAUGUCAGCUCUGUCGGUAGCCCCCUCUAAGGCCUGCGAGUACUCCAAGGAGGGCUGGGAGUACGUGAAGGCGCGCACCAAGUAGUGAGCCAGCUGGCUGCCUGCCCCAGCCAGAAGGGACAGGGCUGCCACCAACCUGGAGACUCCAGCCUGGGACCCCACUCCAAGGGCAGCUGCCGGCCUUGCCGGCCCAAUAAAGGACUUUGGAAGUGU
Molecule: messenger RNA, 940 nt
Organism: Callithrix jacchus (white-tufted-ear marmoset)
Lineage: Eukaryota; Metazoa; Chordata; Mammalia; Primates; Cebidae
Gene: MICOS13
Product: mitochondrial contact site and cristae organizing system subunit 13
Biological process (GO): cristae formation
Cellular component (GO): mitochondrial crista junction; MICOS complex
Source: RefSeq, a predicted model, not a curated record